AUGUACGUGUGGGAGCAGCAGGAGGUGGGGGUCAGAGCAGCAGGAGGUGGGGGUCAGAGCAGCAGGAGGUGGGGGUCAGAGCAGCAGGAGGCGGGGGUCAGAGCAGCAGGAGGUGGGGGUCAGAGCAGCAGGAGGCGGGGGUCAGAGCAGCAGGAGGCGGGGGUCAGAGCAGCAGGAGGUGGGGGUCAGAGCAGCAGGAGGCGGGGGUCAGAGCAGCAGGAGGUGGGGGUCAGAGCAGCAGGAGGCGGGGGUCAGAGCAGCAGGAGGCGGGGGUCAGAGCAGCAGGAGGUGGGGGUCAGAGCAGCAGGAGGUGGGGGUCAGCGCAGCAGGAGGCGGGGGUCAGAGCAGCAGGAGGCGGGGGUCAGAGCAGCAGGAGGCGGGGGUCAGAGCAGCAGGAGGUGGGGGUCAGCGCAGCAGGAGGCGGGGGUCAGAGCAGCAGGAGGUGGGGGUCAGAGCAGCAGGAGGUGGGGGUCAGCGCAGCAGGAGGCGGGGGUCAGAGCAGCAGGAGGUGGGGGUCAGAGCAGCAGGAGGUGGGGGUCAGAGCAGCAGGAGGUGGGGGUCAGAGCAGCAGGAGGUGGGGGUCAGAGCAGCAGGAGGUGGGGGUCAGAGCAGCAGGAGGCGGGGGUCAGAGCAGCAGGAGGUGGGGGUCAGAGCAGCAGGAGGCGGGGGUCAGAGCAGCAGGAGGCGGGGGUCAGAGCAGCAGGAGGUGGGGGUCAGAGCAGCAGGAGGUGGGGGUCAGCGCAGCAGGAGGCGGGGGUCAGAGCAGCAGGAGGCGGGGGUCAGAGCAGCAGGAGGCGGGGGUCAGAGCAGCAGGAGGCGGGGGUCAGAGCAGCAGGAGGCGGGGGUCAGAGCAGCAGGAGGUGGGGGUCAGAGCAGCAGGAGGUGGGGGUCAGAGCAGCAGGAGGUGGGGGUCAGAGCAGCAGGAGGUGGGUGUGA
Molecule: messenger RNA, 936 nt
Organism: Knipowitschia caucasica
Lineage: Eukaryota; Metazoa; Chordata; Actinopteri; Gobiiformes; Gobiidae
Source: the annotation of a GenBank genome assembly